Molecule: messenger RNA, 2171 nt
Organism: Gymnodraco acuticeps
Lineage: Eukaryota; Metazoa; Chordata; Actinopteri; Perciformes; Bathydraconidae
Product: osteocalcin 2-like
Exons: 3
Coding region: 122-712 (196 amino acids)
Source: RefSeq, a predicted model, not a curated record
CUGAAACCAAGAGCGAUUACAGCUACAGAGAAUCCCAUUGAUUAUAUUCAGGAUUUAAGAGAAGUAGGAAAGAAAAAGAACAGAUCUGGUUCUACAGAAAACUUACAAGAACCAAUCAGAGAUGGAGCUUCUGACAACAGCCUUAGUCAUCGCUAUCCUGUCUACAACAGCAUCCGCUAAGCCGAUUGGUUGGCGUUGGCAUCAGGAUGCUGACAUCGCUGAAAAUGACCAGAUGCAAGGACGGCUGGGGAUGAAUCGCAGGGGGUCUUCGUGGUCUGCAGAAUCUUCGAGCUACAGUGACUCAUCUUCAGAGUCGAGUGAGUCACUGGAGUCUGAAUCUAGUGAAUCUUCAGAGAGUCAGUCUUCAGAGAGUCAGUCUUCAGAAAGUCAGUCUUCAGAGAGUCAGUCUUCAGAGAGUCAGUCUUCAGAGAGUCAAUCUUCGGAGGAGUCCUCUGAGGAACGUCCAUUCACCGAUCAGACAACUAUGGGCGUGACCCCCACUGCCAUGACAACCAUCACUAAUGUAAAAAGGAGUACACCGACCCCUGAGCCAGACACAGGGAGCACAGAUGGGCCGACUGAUUCAGGGAAAACAGUCCUGCCAGCAACACCGACCCCAUCUGAUGGUACCACGUCAUCUGGAUGUACUCAGUGUUUUACCUUGACGAUUCCAACGGCAGUUCCCAUCACAGAAGCAAGAGGAGACAACUAACCAACGGCAUUCAUAUGCCAGUCAAAUGUAAUCCUUCUCACAUGUCUCUUGUGUUGUUAUGACGUUAAGUAUCACAAAGAUUUCCAUUCUAUAAAUGUCUGUUACGCCUAUGGCCUGCUGAAUAAAGCCCUUACAUUAGCAGUUUUAUUAGCUGGGCAAAAUUUCCAAGGAAAAUCAAAGGUGGCGCUUUCAGAUAAAAAAAUACCUGCAGUUACUGCUUUUCGCCUUAGGAACUGUCAUUAAACCCCAUUUGCCUUUAUCAAUUCACAAAGUAUGAAGGUCAACAUAUAUGUAAAGAUCAAUAAAGCCAGAAAUGUGAAGUUUCUCUAGACUUACUACCUAACAGUAUCAAGUAAAUAAUGUCCUUUAAUGACCACUAGAUGCUUGAUAAAAAAAGCAAGUUAGCAUCCAUAUAGACCUGCAGUGUGUAAAGCUGGGGUAGGUAAACCUCUUUAAAAAAAAAACGUUUAGUUAAAAAUUCUCUCUACAACACUACAGCAUAUAAUACAUUUGGAGCUAUGACAAAGACACAUUUAUAUCGGUGGCUGUUAAAUGUAUUCAGCCUGAAUGAAAUGGUUGGACAGUCAACAUGCCCGUCAACUUGGGCUCACUGAAGCUAACCAGCCAUGUUUAUUAUGAUGUUCAUAAUGAAUAUGUUGAGUUACUGAUUUUGGAGGGAGGUCUAAGAAGACUGACAGUUAUGCCAACUUUCCCACUUUCUCACCAGAUUAUGUGACUUUUAAAAGCUAGCGCUGCUAGCUUCUUUGAUUGGAAAAGAGUUAACAACAUUCAAUUGUGAGUUUUGGUUUAAUCAAUUGCAGCACUUUGGUCAACUCUGUUGUUUUUAAAUGUGCUAUAUAAAUAAAGUUGGAUUGGAAUUGAAAAUCGUAUGAACUCUUUCUGGCUUCUCCAAUGUAUCAAGAGAUAGAGACCAGAUCAAAUAAAUAUGGUUAUAGUAUAUGAAUACAAAUGUUGCUCAAUCAUGUUUACCCUUAGGUAUUACCCAAUCAAAAAAGUACCAGCAGGAUUAUUUGGUUGAUUUCUUUCAGUGUGUCAAAAUAGUUAUUUCUGUUUUUCUUCAUAAAUCUGUUUGACGUAUAGAUCUAAUUCUUUUGUAAGUAUAUUGUGUAGCACCUGUUAAACAAGCUUGUUACAAUAAGUUUUACACAACAUUUUACAGAAAAAUCCAGAGAAUCCAGAGUAUGAAACCCACAGUAGGGUGAGUCCUGUUGUUCAGCAUGUAAAGGCAUCAGACGAGAGCAAACAACACAAACUGAGUUAUUGCCACAGUGGGUUGGAUAAUUAUGGGUUGUGAAUUUAUAUUUAUAAAGCUUAGAGGGCUGGAUAAAAUACCUUAAUGUUUUUCGUUUGUUUUUUAACUGAAUCUAAUGUGUGUAAUUAAUUUGUUGUAACUGUUCUGUUUUUUCUUCUGAAGGAAAAUUAAAAGUCUUAAUUACAA